Molecule: messenger RNA, 659 nt
Organism: Boleophthalmus pectinirostris (great blue-spotted mudskipper)
Lineage: Eukaryota; Metazoa; Chordata; Actinopteri; Gobiiformes; Gobiidae
Gene: coa4
Product: cytochrome c oxidase assembly factor 4 homolog, mitochondrial
Exons: 2
Coding region: 151-408 (85 amino acids)
Biological process (GO): mitochondrial respiratory chain complex IV assembly
Cellular component (GO): mitochondrial intermembrane space
Source: RefSeq, a predicted model, not a curated record
GAAUUAUUUAUCGGUUGCGCGCUCGUCCUGCUUAGAAAUGCGCCCCCCGUGUGUUUUUGCUCCUUGUUACUUGAAGUUUGAAAGACAUUUUGGAUUAUUUUUGCUUCAUUGUCGCUGAAAACAAGUAAAAGAUUCCUGAGUGCGUCCUUGAUGGAGUCACCUCCUGCACACAGCCGCCGCAGCCGACCGGAGGAUGAUGAGGAUGACCCGGUGGAGCAGAUGAUCACCCGCACCGGCUGUGGAGAACAGCACUAUGCGGUGCAGGAGUGUAUGGCUGAGCACCAAGACUGGAGAUUGUGUCAGAAACAGGUCCAGACCUUUAAAGACUGUAUGUCCAGUUUUCAGCAGGCUCGGAAAGAACAACUGAAAAAACAGCUUUCCAAAGACACACAAACUACUACCAGCUAAAAAGAGCACUGCUACUUGGAUGUGUAUUCAACUGAACCUACACACUUGUGUUGGUUUCUACUGAGACUCUUAAUUGCAACAGUCUAAGGAUACAUGCUUUUAGAUAUUCUCCAUUCUGGCCUCAGUGAGUUGUUGCUGUGGAAUAUCUUAUGAUCAUGUGCUACAUGGAAAGCAGCACAUGCUUGGGGUCACAUUUAUGAACAUUGCACUGCAGUUCAAUGUCUUUCCCAAUAAAUAGUUUGAAUUAUUAA